AUGAUCUGGUACCUGCUCUAUCCACUGCGAGGAACAACAGAGGCCCCCGUCCUCUCGGCGUCUCACCCGCUUCGAAGAGUCCUCACUCGCUAUGGCCGCCAUGCCUCCCGCUAUGCAAUCACCACGCUGCUCAUCUCCGUCGCCGUGGCCUCGUUUCUAAUCUACCCGCUGCCCUUCAUCUACACCAGCCAUGUCAUCAACGGCGCCUCGACCCUGCCUCGCCAUGUCUGGACCGCCGCUCAGCCGCUGCCCUAUGAUAGCACAGCCAGUCCUGACAUUGUUAUGCGCUCCAUCUGGGUCCAUUCGAGCUACAUGCAGGCAUUGAGUCACGACAUCCUCCUGUCGGCCCUUGAUUUGCAGGAUGAGCUUCUGGGCGAUACCCGCGACUUCGGCCCCAGCAGAUCCUUUGGCCUGCUCCCUCCCCCCAGUGACUCCGAAUCUCCCCUGACUCCAGCUCAGCGGGAUGCUCUCCACAUCGUCAAUGGCUUGACCAACCAGUCGUGGAUAUUCCAUUCGCCGCUGCUGUAUUGGAACUGCUCCCGCGAGCGCAUUCUGGCCGACGACGAUAUCCUGGCCACGGUCAAUGCCAGGAAGAACCACACCACUCCCGCAAACAUCACUCUGCGACAUUCCAUCGUUUUCAGUGGGAAGCGAUUCGAGGACCGCCGCUUGUUGGCCGCCGAUGCUCUCGUCAUCACUCUGCUGUAUCGAACUGAUUCCCCCGUUGGGCGCCAGUGGGAGGCCGUAGCACCGUCCUUGCCUCUCAAGGUGGGCGACAAAUGGGAUAUAUAUCCUCCGAGCGGCCAUGUGUCGGCUAGUCAACUCUAUGAGUUCCAAUUCAGGCCCAUGUCGGUGCAGGAUUCCAUCAUUCUUGCUUUAGCCUAUACGCUAUCCCUGUUGUACUUCCUCCAGCAAGUGUCCAAGGUUCGCGCCGUCAAGUCCAAACUGGGCCUCAUUGUCACAGUCAUGACUCAGAUUAUCAUGUCGAUUGCGGCAAGCUUCACCAUUUGCGGCGUCUUCCAAAUCGACUUGUCUCGCAUCCCACGAGCUGCAUAUCCCCUCGUCAUACUAUCCAUGAGCUUGGAGCAUAUUCUUCGUCUGAUGGAUGCUGUUGUUCGCACUCCCUCAGGAGAAAGCACAAGCAGCAGGAUAGGUUCUGCCUUUGGAGAGACUGCGCCUACUGCCCUGGUCAGCACUGUUCAAAACUUCUUGAUCCUCCUUGGCUUGUCCUAUGUUGUUACGCCAAGCGUAUCCGCAUUCUGCAUCUUUGCGGCAAUUGCCAUUGUGCUCGACUUUCUCUUCCUUUCCAGCUUCUUCAUCUCUGUCCUCAGUGUUGACGUGCGUCGAAUGGAGCUUGGGGAUGCUCUCGCCAAAGAGGCUAUGCGUCGCAAACGAAAAGCACGCCGCGUUCGAGAGAACCCGUCCUGGGUGAAGCGUAUGCUUGAAGGGAAAAUCGCUCUGUCAACACGCAUUGCGGGCACAAUCGUCAUGAUAAGCUUCAUCAUCAUCGCGCAGUCUCACUUUUUCGGUGGUGGCGAUAUUUCCCAGAGAUUGGCUCACCUAUACAAUGGCCAGGAUCUAGAGCCCAACGUGUCAUCGCCCGAGGCGUCCCCUCUAGAGGAUAUCCACCAAGCAAGGACUCCUACGUCUUGGCUACGGCUGCAAGAUCAUGAUGCCGCCCGUGAAAUCAUCCGCCUCAUAAAGCCUUCAGCCUAUAGCUACAUAGCUAGAGUCUAUGAGCCGUUAGUGUUUGUAAAAAAGGGGUCCAACCGAGUGCCGAUGAUGAAAGAGCCCGCGCUACUACCGGCGAUAUAUGACUUUGCCCACCACCAACUGCGUACAUUCGUCUUCAUCGACAUUGUUGUGGUUGCUUUGCUUCGUCUAUUGAUAAGCUACCUACUGCCUGAGGACGAGACCAAGGCGGAAGAGCUGCAAGACUCAAGUGACCAGUCCAGCCUGUCUGUGAAAACACUCUCUGGGGGGCACACACUCGAUAUAGCUAUGCUCGCUUACUCCCCAAGAGGCUAUGCGAUAUCUGUUGGCCUAGAUCGUAUGAUUCGCUUGUGGGAUCUGAACCACAGGAAUAAAGGAUUCACAAUCUCUAACCUGGAUAGGGAAAUCGUGGUCAAGUUUCCCGUACUUGCAGUGGCCAUGGAUGAAGACUCGGACUGGCUAGCGAUCCUAUCAUCCGAUAUGGUCAUCUUUUGGAAUGUUAUAACCCAUGUCCACGGCUCGUCCGUGGCUGUAGAGACCUACAACCAGAGGCCAGAGGCCUUCUUUCUGGAACCAACCGCAUCAUCAGAUGUUCCAAGAGCAGUCAUAGUAUGGAAGGACGGGACUGCAGUAGAUGUAGAGCCGGCCUCGGGAGUAACCCGCAAGUCUACCAUCUGCCCAGGCUUGACAUGUGCCCGCCCGCUGCUAAGUAAAGGUGAAUCCGCGAUUUUUGGUAAGCAUCCGAUGGUCUGCCUUGUAGCAACAUCUCGAAAUGGAGAUGUACACAUCAUGGAAAGAGAUGGCUUAUCGUGGGAAAGGCGGAAUCUUCUCUCCAGAAGACUUGCAAGCGAUGAAAUCCACCAAGUGGUGGCUCUUUCACCUCUCUCCUACUUCCUUGCAUCGUCCAAAACGCACGUUCAUCUUAUAAACCUGGACGAUGGAAAUACCGUGUGGACCUUCUCCAUAGAAGAGAUGCGGCCACGUUCACUUACAUGCGCCUUCACCUGCCAUCGAUCGCCAAAUGCCCUGCCGCUAGGACUGAUAUCCUUCACGUUUAGUUACUUGGCGCUGGUCUCGGGCGACUGUGUUCUACACACGUUUUCGCCUCAGGAUGACGACGACGCGAUUUCUCUACAAAGUGUGAACGAUGUAGGUGCGAGCAGUGGAUGGUGCAGUUGGGCCGACGCAAAGGAACGCAAGAAGCACAUCGGUAACCCUGGUGUUUGGAGCAUUUUGUCCGACGGGAGCGCAUUGGGUCUUCGCCGCCGGCCUCGCACCGAGCCGAGAAGUCGUCAUAGACAUCACCCUCAGGCCAUGUCGGGGAUGCGGAACCGCAUGGCGAGCACACAAAGCCAGGAAUUUGGGGCCUUCAGCUGCUGGGAGUUGUGGAGGGCAGCGUCGAGUGACUGGGAAGAGGUGGACGAAACCGUGCCCCUAUUUGGCAGCGAUGAAGAUGCAGGGCAACUGAUUGUUUGUGAUCUAGGGCCCAGCGUAAGAGUUGGGCCAACAUCGGUCGCCUUUGCUUAUGGGAACAUCAUCAAGCUGGCAACGCUGAGCGGGCACAAGCCCUUUGAGACGGGAAUCGACGAAGUCAGUCGUGAAUCGCCAAUGAAUGUGCCGGCGAGGCGUCGCAAGAUGGGGACAACAGCUAGGUCAGGACCAUUAAGCUAG
Messenger RNA from Trichoderma virens Gv29-8, 3384 nucleotides. RefSeq lists its product as uncharacterized. NCBI's taxonomy places the organism in Eukaryota, Fungi, Ascomycota, Sordariomycetes, Hypocreales, Hypocreaceae. Gene Ontology annotation, molecular function: sterol binding; protein binding. Gene Ontology annotation, cellular component: endoplasmic reticulum membrane; Golgi membrane. The coding region runs from base 1 to 3384 and encodes 1127 amino acids. The record is from RefSeq and is a predicted model, not a curated record. Gene Ontology annotation, biological process: SREBP signaling pathway. The transcript is spliced from 3 exons.